UACAUUACAGAAUGAAGCAAUAAUGAUUAUAGAACCACACUAUCCACUCAUCGAGGAUGGGAGAAUCUUUUUCGAGGACCAUUGCACUAACACAAAUUCACUUCAACUGGCCUAUGACAAUCUCAGCAAGCUUAUCGAUGAGAUAAAUUCUAAAUUGACUCCUGAAAGCAAAUACUUAACUCAAGUCCAGACUGUACAGACUGAUUUGAAAUCUGAAUGUUCCCGUUGCUUGAAUUUUAAACGUAUUCAUGGUUUUGGGUCAUCAUACAAUGGAUUUCGAAGCAAAAGCUCUGAUAUAGAUGUUGUUGUAGAAUUGGAAGAAGAUGGAAUUGACAACCAGCUUAUCGAGUGUAAGAGAAUGAUGGAGAGGUCAUGUCUAUUUAAGUUAAAAGAUGUUGUAAGAGGGGCGGUUGUGCCAAUAAUAACUGUUGAGCACAUCAAAACUGGGUUAGACUGUGACAUAAGCUUUUCAGUUCCUUCAAUCAAUAGAACUGAUGUUAUUUGGAACACAGGCCUCUUGAAAUCCUAUUCAAAGACUUAUCCUGAAAUUGCUCAAGCAUUUCGAUUCUUCAAACACAUCUUGAAUUUUACAAAGUUUGGAAGUGUUCGAACAGGUGGAUUGUCAACUUACGGGCAUAUAAUUCUUUUUAUCUAUUUCCUAACUCAAAGACGGAAUCCCAGGAUACCUCUUCUAAACAUAACAACUCAUCGCCCUGACCCAAAUCUAAGUAAACCUAAACUCUGUGCUGCUCAAAUCGUUUUGGACUAUCUCAAGUUUAUUGCAUGUCAAAUAGAUUCCUCAAAGUACUCAGCAGAUAUCAGAACCAAUCAAAAUGUUCAAAGACGAAAACAGUACGGAUCAUUGGGACGAUUGUUUAUUCAGGACCCAUACAUUUCAAAAAACUUGGGUAAAUUCAUGAAAGAACAGAAUUUGUAUAAUUUCAAAGUGCUCUGCAGUCGACUGUUACAGUACAUUGUUAUUAAUGGGAAACCUACAAGACUGUCUCAGUUAGACGACUGGUGUCAAGACUACCAUAAUCGCUGCAAGAACAUGGCUACACCUUCUUUACAUUCCAAAUGUGAACCCCUGUAUCAAGGAGCUGCAAAUCCAAAAAGAAAGAAAACAUCCCCUCCCAUGAAGACUGUCAUGCAGACUAACGAAUUGUUAACAUGUACAGUCGAGAGAACACAAAAUGGAGUGACUACGACCACAAGCUCAACCGUUAAUCAGUUGCUGUGUGAGAGAACUGUCAACGACCAAAUCAACCUUGCCUGGUCUGAUGUAUUGGGCACCUCUUUCAACGACGUGACUAGCACAGUGGACACCACCAUCCCUAAGCUACAGUGUCUUGUCGUGUUUAGAAGGGAGACGGAUGUGGAAAGAGCUGAGUUGUUGUUGGAGCUGAUGCCUUGUGCAAGGGAACUUGUUGUUGCAAGUUGCUUGACAAGGCGGAGGGGUGCUCAUGUUUACUUCACUACUUACCUCAACUCGGUGUCAAAACAAACAGACGUGUCGUCAGUAAAGAGGAUUUACAUUUACAACCCAACAUUCCAACUACCUGUGUCCUUGUGGCAGAUACUCCGGGACACUGUGCCAGGCCAGCUCUACUUCCUCAUAUCACCACCCGAAGUUCCCAACCUAACCUGCGAAUACAUAGACAAGCUAGCCCGGCUAUUCUGCCACCCCUCAGCUGAGUCCACCUACAGGUACACUCUACCUAUUGGUGAUCUUAAGAAGGCGCUCGUACAGAAGGACGAGAGGUUCAGUGAUCUGCCUGGAAACCUGGAGAUUCAUGAGAUAAUAAGUUGAAGCAAGUGCUGGGUGAAAGGAUGAACAUGCUCGUAAAGUGGAUACAGCGAGAAGUUUUACAAUGGAGACGCAGAAGUUACGCACUAAAACUGAGUGCUGUAUCGAAUAUUAUGGAUAAUGUACAGUAACUGACGAGAACCGUGACCUUUAGUAGUAUUUACUGACUUACAGUCGAACCAUUUCUGUUGAAUUCGGCUUUUUUAGCUGCAAUAUCCCCUAUGCUCCCAGCCUCCGAUUUCGUCGAAGAAGCCUUUAAGAUAAUAUCGAUAUCCGAUAUUUGGAUAUGUUCAAAACUUAAAAUAUUUCGCUAAAUUCUUACCACACAAUUCGACCUUUUUGUUCAACCGGAGAUGUGAUUAAAUUUGUUUAAAUUGGAGUUUUAGAUUUCAAUACCCUCCCGGCAGUUCUACGGGGGUUUUGUAAGUAAUCAAGUAACUUUGUUAUUAUAUGGGUUAGACAAGUUUAAAAGCGUAGUUAAGUACCUUAAAAAUUACAAAUUUUACUAAUACUAUAUUAAUCGGCUAUUAGCCUACAUUUUCAACGCUACUAUGUAGUUGCUUAUUUCUACGUGGUCUAAUUAUUUAUUACUUCAUUUCUGACCACUCUGUCUGGUAAAGUGUAAAGUGAAUCAUAACAGUUGACCAUACCUAAUUUUAGCUAAGUUGCAGUUGUAGGGGGGAAUGUAAUAAUAUGUGAACAGCGUUUAUAAUUGGUAGGAAACUGGACAGAGUGGUCUGACGAAAGUUUUAGGACUCUUACUAAUUCGCUCGCCCAAAAAUUAUCACGU
Molecule: messenger RNA, 2597 nt
Organism: Bolinopsis microptera
Lineage: Eukaryota; Metazoa; Ctenophora; Tentaculata; Lobata; Bolinopsidae
Exons: 7
Coding region: 23-1810 (595 amino acids)
Biological process (GO): RNA 3'-end processing
Molecular function (GO): nucleotidyltransferase activity
Source: RefSeq, a predicted model, not a curated record